AAAUCGUUGCUGUUGUUGCUACUUUUUUGGUUGUGAUUUAAAUAUUUUUGUUUUCUAAUUUGGAUAAAUCUACAAUUUUUUUAAAAAAUAAAAUAAGUUUAAAUAUUUAAAAAAAUGGAAAACGUUGAAGUUAAAUAUACUCAGAUUUUCAUCAAUAAUGAAUGGCAUGAUUCAUUAGAUGGAAAAACAUUCGAAACAAUUAAUCCAUUUAAUGAGAAAAAAAUAGCCGAUAUUCAAGCGGGUAAUAAAGCUGAUGUUGAUCGUGCUGUUUCCGCUGCUGUUGAUGCAUUUCGUUUGGAUUCCAAAUGGCGACAAAUGGAUGCAUCACAACGUGGUGAAUUAUUAUAUCGUUUGGCCGAUCUUAUUCAAAGAGAUCAAGAUUAUAUUGCUAGCCUUGAAAGUUUGGAUAAUGGUAAACCAAAAAUGUUAGCAUUAAUGGAUGUUGAUAUGUCAAUCAAAACUAUUCGUUAUUAUGCCGGUUAUGCGGAUAAAAUUCAUGGUAAAACAAUUCCAGCAGAUGGCAAGCUAUUCGCUUAUACACGAAUUGAACCUGUUGGUGUUUGUGGUCAAAUUAUACCAUGGAAUUUUCCAUUUUUAAUGGCUUGCUGGAAAUUUGGACCAGCAUUAUGUGCCGGUAAUACGGUCGUUUUGAAACCAGCCGAACAAACACCGUUGAGCGCACUUUAUUUGGCCAGUUUGACUAAAGAAGUUGGAUUUCCUCCCGGUGUUAUUAAUGUUGUACCUGGUUUUGGUGAAACUGCCGGUGCAGCUUUAGUUGAUCAUCCAAAAGUUGAUAAAAUUGCCUUCACUGGUUCGACUGAAAUCGGUAAAUUAAUCAUGCGAAAUGGUUCACAUUCAAUGAAACGUAUAACAUUGGAAUUGGGCGGUAAAUCACCGUUAGUUGUUACCGGAAAUGUUGAAGAUAUUGCUAAAGCAGCUCGUACAGCACAGGAUUCAUGUUUUCUAAAUAUGGGUCAAUGUUGUUGUGCUGGUACUCGAACAUUUGUUCAUGAAUCAAUAUACGAUGAAUUUGUUAAACAUUCGGCCGAAUAUUGUCAAUCAUAUGUAUUGGGUAAUCCAUUUGAACCGACAACUCAAUUCGGUCCACAAGUGGAUGAAACACAAAUGAAUCGAAUACUUGAAAUGAUUGAAUCGGGUAAACAAGAUGGUGCUCGUUGUGUUGCCGGUGGUAAUCGUCCAGAUAGACGUGGAUAUUUUAUUCAACCUACCGUUUUUGCUGAUGUUACCGAUGGAAUGCGUAUUGCACGUGAAGAAAUUUUCGGUCCAGUACAACAGAUUUUAAAAUAUAAAACUUUGGAUGAAGUUAUUGAACGUUGUAAUGAUACUAAUUACGGUCUAGGAUCUGGUAUACUUACCAAUGAUAUUAAUGAAGCUAUGAAAUUUUCUCGUAGUAUUCGUGCCGGUUCAGUUUGGAUUAAUACACCGUACAUGUUACCGGUUUCAGCUCAAACACCAUUCGGUGGUUUUAAAGAAAGUGGAAUUGGUCGUGAACUUGGUGAAGAUGGUCUUCGUGGUUAUGGUGAAAUUAAAACAGUUGUCAUUAUGGAUUGUGAUAAAAAAGUAUAAGAAUUUUGUUUUUGUUUUUGAUUAUCUUUCCAAAGAAUAAUGAUCGUGUGUUGUUAACACAUGUCCACA
Molecule: messenger RNA, 1656 nt
Organism: Dermatophagoides pteronyssinus (European house dust mite)
Lineage: Eukaryota; Metazoa; Arthropoda; Arachnida; Sarcoptiformes; Pyroglyphidae
Product: aldehyde dehydrogenase, mitochondrial
Molecular function (GO): oxidoreductase activity, acting on the aldehyde or oxo group of donors, NAD or NADP as acceptor
Source: RefSeq, a predicted model, not a curated record